Gossypium arboreum is the source of this 1386-nucleotide messenger RNA. Its product is annotated as CBS domain-containing protein CBSX5-like. NCBI's taxonomy places the organism in Eukaryota, Viridiplantae, Streptophyta, Magnoliopsida, Malvales, Malvaceae. The transcript has 2 exons. The record is from RefSeq and is a predicted model, not a curated record. The coding region runs from base 143 to 1354 and encodes 403 amino acids.
CUCUCUUAUAUAUACCCCUAACCCUCACCAGUAUCUGCAUCCAUCCUCAAGAAAUCAAGAAACAAAAUUCAGAAAAAAGAAGAAGAAAGAAGCCCUUUCUUCCUCUCUUUUAGUCACUCAAUUUUCCGUAGUAUUCUUUUGCAUGGCAGUGAGGUUAUUGUCACAUGAGUUGUCUGACUUGUGUCUUGGCAAGCCAGCGCUGAGGUCACUUUCUGUAACAUCCACCAUUGCUGAGGCUCUUGAGGUCUUGAAAACCUCGGAUGAUAACUUCGUUAGUGUGUGGAGUUGCGAUCAUAAGGCUAAAACCAGUUCAGGGUUUGAGUCGGCUGCUGGUUUUUGCGACAAUUAUGAUGAUGAUGAUUGUAGAUGUGUAGGCAAAGUUUGUAUGGUGGAUGUGAUUUGUUAUCUUUGCAAAGAUGAAAACUUGGUGUCACCUUCUGUUGCUUUGAAGGAACCUGUUUCAGUGCUUUUACCUAAGAUUCCUGGCCUUGUUUUGCAUGUGGAACCGUCUUGCAGCUUGUUAGAAGCAAUAGAUCUUAUACUUGAAGGAGCUCAAAACCUUGUGGUGCCAAUCAAAACCAAGCUCAGCAACAAGAGAAAACAGCACCAGAAGCCAUCACCGACGGUCACUGUCCACAAAGGCCGUGAAUUCUGCUGGUUAACUCAAGAAGAUGUGAUUAGAUUCCUACUCAGCUCAAUUGGCCUCUUUUCACCUGUCCCUGCUUUCUCCAUCGACACUCUUGGCAUCAUCAGCUCUGAAAUCCUCACCAUUGAGUACCACUCCCCUGCUUCUGCAGCCAUAGGAGCCAUUUCUCGAACCCUUGUGGACCAAACUUCAGUGGCUGUGGUUGACAGUGAAGGCUGUUUGAUUGGAGAAAUUUCUCCCUUCACCUUGGCCUGCUGCGACGAGACGGUGGCAGCAGCCGUCAAGACCUUGUCCUCCGGGGAUCUAAUGGCCUACAUCGACUGCGGAGGUCCACCGGAAGACCUUGUUCGGGUCGUUUCAUCAAGGUUGAAGGAGAGAAACUUGAAUGGAAUGCUUGAACAUUUCAGUAUGUCAAUGUCAUAUGGUGGAUUCUCAUCAUCGUCAUCUGAUGAAGAAUCCAUGGCAGCCUCACCAUUGCCAAGAUCCGGAAGAUAUAGUAGGUCAAUGAGUUAUUCAGCCAGGAUGGUGAGAAGAGCUGAGGCAAUUGUGUGCCAUCCCAAGAGUUCAUUAGUUGCAGUGAUGAUCCAAGCCAUUUCUCAUAGAGUUAACUAUGUUUGGGUUAUAGAAGAUGAUUGUAGUUUGGUCGGAAUUGUCACAUUUUCUGACAUGUUAAAAGUUUUCAGGGAACAUUUGGAAACCAUAGCUUAACAAAAAAUGAUGAGAAAAGCUUUUGUUUAAAA